UCAGUGGCUCGAUGCUGGAGGACACGAUCAGUAACUGGUCCUUGUAUAAAGAUCAGUGUUUGCAAAACCUAACCAAGGCCAGUAAUAAAACUGGAAUAUUUUGUAAUGGAAGCUUUGACCAAUUUGUAUGCUGGCCAGAAUCAUACCCAGGAAAUGUAUCAGAACCCUGCCCUUGGUAUCUCCCUUGGAUUAAACCAGGAAGCACAGGAAUGGUCUACAGGUAUUGCCUAGAAAAUGGUAGUUGGAUGACAGUCUCGAAUUCUACUACAGUCUGGCGGGAUCAUUCUGAAUGCUCUGAAGACAGCCAUGAUGUCCAGCAGAAGAAAAAUCAACAUGGGUUACUGAAAGUUCUGCAAUUGAUCUACACUGUGGGUUACUCUCUCUCAUUGGCCUCACUCUCACUGGCUGUGCUGAUACUGCUGUGGCUCAGGAAGCUGCAUUGUACUCGAAACUACAUCCACAUGAAUUUAUUUGCUUCCUUUAUUUUGCGAGCACUGGCUGUCCUCGUAAAAGAUAUGUUCCUGAAUAAUACUUACUCCAAACGCCCAGAAGAUGAAAUGGGAUGGAAGACCUUUUUUGACACAGAGGUUUCAAAUGGAUGUAAGAUGGCACAGGUUUUCAUGCACUACUUUGUUGGAGCCAACUUUUUCUGGCUUUUGGUGGAAGGAAUUUAUCUUCAUAAAAUGAUCGUCCUUGCUGUCCUUUCAGAGAAAAGACUGUUAAAACAAUAUGUCCUGAUAGGAUGGGUGUGCCCACUAUUCUUUGUUAUACCUUGGACAAUUUCAAAGGUUAUCUAUGAGAAUGAAUGGUGCUGGGGGACAAACAAACACAUGGCAAUCUGGUGGAUCAUCAGGGGGCCGGUGAUAUUUGCAAUAAUAAUGAACUUCUAUAUCUUCAUAAAAAUUUUGAAGAUGUUGCUUUCAAAACUUAAAGCCCAACAAAUGAGAUUCAGUGACUACAAAUACAGGUUGGCCAGAUCAACUUUGGUUCUGAUACCUCUGCUUGGCAUCCACGAAUUUGUAUUCAUCUUCCUAACAGACGAGCACAUUCAGGGUUUCCUGCGACACAUCCGACUCUUUAUUCAGCUUGCGAUCAGCUCCUUCCAGGGUUUUCUGGUGGCCUUGCUAUACUGCUUUGUCAAUGGAGAGGUCCAAGCAGAAUUGAAAAUGCGGUGGAGGUGUUGGCUGUUGGUAAAUCACUUUGAAUGUACUGGCUGCGUCUUUGGCAAGCACUUGACGUACCUGGGGAAAUGCCCCAAACCCAGGUCCAACAGUUAUAUCUACAAUAGUAGCUCCUAUUAUAGUGAUACCAGAACGUCCAGCAUGCAACUGAAUACAGCACCAAUGACAGAACUGCAGGCACGCAAAGCCAUCCCAAUGGAACAGUUCACCCAGACUCGCAUGUCUGAGAGCAGCGAAGGAGAAGCAGAUAUUGGAGAAAGCCAGAUGUAAGGGCAGGUCUGGACAAGCCAAGUCCAACAUUAAGUUUUGUAAGCUGUGAAGUCUUUUAAUGUAAGAAGUGAGUUAGAGUCAACGGCAACACAAUCUGAACCUACUUUGUGCUUGACCUCUUUUUGUUGUAAAUAUUGAAUUUUGCAAGUGACCAGGUUUAGUUGGAAGGCAUUUUAAAACCUUGCUCUUCCAGUGUACUGUCUUCGUAGAAUUGGGCCUUAGAGAGGAGAAAUCUAUCAUUGAAUUUUGGCCAACACAGUCAGCUGAUGUCAGAAGAGGUGCUACAGUUGUGUGUGUUUGUGUGAGUGGGUGAGUGAGUGAGUGUGUCUAUGUGUGUUUGUGUGUGUGUGUGUGUGCCUGUUUGUUUGAUUUGAUUUAUUAUUGUCACUAGGUACAGUGAAAAGUUUUGUUUUGUGUGCAGUACAGGCAGAUCAUACCAUACAAAGUGCAUUAAGGUAUCAGAACAGAGCGAGGAAUACGAUCUUAUGACUGCAGACAAGGUACACAAAAAGCAAGGCCAAUAGUAAAUUUGAAAUUUAAGAAGUUCAUUAAGAAGUCUAAUAACAGUGGGGAAGGAGCUAUUCUUGAAUCUGUUGGUACAAAUGUUUAAUCUCUUGCAUCUUCUGUCCAGCAGAAGAGGUUGGAAGAGAUUAUAACCAGGUGGGAGGGGUCUUUGCUUUUCUGAGGCAGCAGGAAGUAUAGAUGGAGUCAGGAGAUAGAAAGUUGGAUUGUGUGAUAGAUUGGUCUGUGUUCACAACUCUCUGUAAUAGUGUCUCUUUGAGUGAGUGAGUGACUGAGUGGCUAUGUGUCUGUGUGUAAGUCUGUAUCUGUGUCUGGGAGUUAGUCUGUGAGUUUAUGUCUGUCUCUGUGUGAGUAAGAUUCUGAGUGCAGGGUCAGUCACAAUGACUCCGACCUGACACUCAUUUUUCAGGCUCAGAUUGAUUCGAGAACUGAUCAGUGCUUUAAGGAACGAUGUCACAGAAAAAAAGAAAACCCCAUUGCAAAUGUGGUGUGAUCUUAUCUGCUUACUUUGGGAACAACUUUAAGUUUACUUUUGUAAUAUAUACCCACAUCUGAACAUGUGUCUCCUACUAUUGUGUUAAACCCAAUAAGCCAAGUGACCUCCUUCCUGCUUCAAUAUCUAAACAGUUACAGACUUAUCUUUCAGUAGUAAGCACUAUAAGGUUUCAUAAUGUGACCCAGCAUGUACAUACUGUGCACUAAGGUAAACAUUUCCUUCACCCCCACUUUUGGGGCAUUAUCUAAAAUAUAAACUAAUAAGUGACUAAAUUUAUGUAUUUAAUGUUAUUGUUGCGAGCUUUUUUUUUAAAGAAACUUGUAGUCAUUGAAAUGUGCCCAGACAAUAAACUUUAUUAAACU
Molecule: messenger RNA, 2831 nt
Organism: Rhincodon typus (whale shark)
Lineage: Eukaryota; Metazoa; Chordata; Chondrichthyes; Orectolobiformes; Rhincodontidae
Product: glucagon-like peptide 2 receptor
Exons: 12
Coding region: 12-1451 (479 amino acids)
Biological process (GO): adenylate cyclase-modulating G protein-coupled receptor signaling pathway; cell surface receptor signaling pathway
Cellular component (GO): plasma membrane
Molecular function (GO): peptide hormone binding; glucagon receptor activity
Source: RefSeq, a predicted model, not a curated record